AUGGAGGGUGGUCUUCCGUACAUGAGUAUCUUUCUUGUGCUUGCAAUUGCCCUUAUCUCAUUCUUUUUGUUCAAAGAGAGAAUGAAAAGUAGUCCACAAACACCAAAACUUCCACCAGGUUCUAUGGGUUGGCCUUACUUGGGAGAAACUCUGCAACUCUUUUCCCAGAACCCCCAUGCUUUCUUUCACACCAGGCAUAAAAAAUUUGGAGAGAUAUUCAAGACUCACAUACUUGGGUGCCCGAGUAUUAUGUUGGCAUGUCCUGAGGCUGCCCGGUUUGUGUUGGUGACAGACGCUCAUUUGUUCAAGCCAAGCUAUCCCAAAAGCAAGGAAGAAUUGAUCGGCCGGUGGGCGGUUUUUUUCCACCAAGGUGGGUAUCAUACUCGAAUGAGAAAGCUAGUUCAAAGCUCUCUCUCCUUGGACGUUAUCCGUAACUUGCUACCUGCUAUUGAGGCCAUUGCUAUCUCCAUCUUGGACUCAUGGUGUGUCCACGACCGAGUUAUCAACACCUUCCAUGAAAUCAAGAAGUUCACAUUUGACGUUGCUGUGUUGUCCAUAUUUGGUGAAUUGGACUGUAAAUAUGGAGAACAGUUAAAGAAGAACUACUUCACCCUGGACAAAGGUUACAAUUGUUUUCCAAUAAACCUUCCCGGGACUUUAUAUCGUAGAGCAUUCAUGGCGAGAAGGCGGCUCAGUCAGAUACUCAGUGAUAUAAUUAGUGACAGAAGGGAGAAGAGAAUUCUGAAUAAGAAUCUUUUAAGUUCUCUAUUGAACUUCAAAGAUGAAAAUGGAGAAACCUUGAACAACGAUCAAAUUGCUGAUAACAUUAUUGGUGUGCUAUUUGCGGCUCAGGACACUACAGCUAGUGUUCUAACUUGGGUUCUCAAGUACAUUCAUGAUGAUCCAAAACUUCUAGAGGCUAUCAAAAUGGAACAGAAGGCAGUAUAUGAAUCAAAUGAUGGAGGAAGCCGACCGUUAACAUGGGCUCAAACUAGAAAUAUGCCACUCACUCAAAGGGUUGUAAUGGAGAGCUUGAGGAUGUCAAGCAUCAUUUCUUUCACAUAUAGGGAGGCUGUUGAAGAUGUUGAAUACAAUGGGAUCUUAAUUCCGAAAGGUUGGAAAGUUUUGCCUUUAUUUCGAAUCAUUCAUCACAAUCCGGAUUUCUUCACUGAUCCAGAGAAAUUUGAUCCUUCAAGAUUCGAGGUCGGACAAAAACCCAAUACAUUCAUACCAUUUGGAAACGGAUCACAUGCUUGUCCUGGGAAUGAAGUUGCCAAGCUCGAGAUGCUUAUUUUGAUCCACCAUCUUGUCAACAAAUACAGGUGGGAAGUGGUUGGGGACAAUGGUGGGGUGCAGUAUGACCCAUUCCCUGUGCCAAAGAAAGGGCUUAGUGCCAAGUUUUGGAAAGUGUCCGGUGACCAAGGACAUGGUGUUACACCUGCUUACUGCUAAUAUGAAUGCAUAUGUGGGAGCAGGUUGAUAAUUAUGUGGAUGUUUCUAAAUGGUUUUGAUAUUGAUGUCAUUUUAAUUUAAAAACAAUAUUGAACUGUGUGUUUCAUUUUAUUCCCCGGACUCUCAAUUUUUGGUGUCUUAUUUGGCAAGCGAAGCAUAGCCUAGUACGUGUCUUCGUUUAAGAGGUGCAAGACUGCAAAUGCAUAUGCUACUUCAUGUCAGUCGACA
Molecule: messenger RNA, 1680 nt
Organism: Cornus florida
Lineage: Eukaryota; Viridiplantae; Streptophyta; Magnoliopsida; Cornales; Cornaceae
Product: abscisic acid 8'-hydroxylase CYP707A1-like
Exons: 9
Coding region: 1-1452 (483 amino acids)
Biological process (GO): sterol metabolic process
Molecular function (GO): iron ion binding; (+)-abscisic acid 8'-hydroxylase activity; heme binding
Source: RefSeq, a predicted model, not a curated record